Magallana angulata is the source of this 1289-nucleotide messenger RNA. Its product is annotated as protein AMBP-like. The record is from RefSeq and is a predicted model, not a curated record. Bases 104 to 910 code for a protein of 268 amino acids. Lineage: Eukaryota; Metazoa; Mollusca; Bivalvia; Ostreida; Ostreidae. The transcript has 5 exons. Gene Ontology annotation, molecular function: serine-type endopeptidase inhibitor activity.
ACAAGACUAAUGACUGGUAUUUAUAGGAAAAAAAACUACUACAGCUGUAAUACACAAAAAUAUCUUUCCAGAUUGUAGUCUUGUUAAAAAGAAAAGAAUAAAAAUGAUCAGUUUGAAAGAGUUUAACAAUAUUUUCUUCCUGAAUUGCGCGAUGGUGCUCGUUCCAGCUCUGGGAAGCAUGGUUCUGACCAUACCCCAGAGGGACUUCGUCUGGGGGUCAGGACUGUCCCUAAACCCCGGGGAAGAGGGAUCAAGGACCCAAUGUAAACUAAACUGUGAUUAUGGAUAUGACACGGACAUUGAAGGCAACCUUAUCUGUAGUUGCAACGAUCCGUGUAGGAAUAUUUUCUGCUUUGGGGGAACCUCGUGCGUGAUCGCCAAAUCAUGUGAGAAAGGAGAAUGCAGACUUGAUGCUUCUUGCAAAGACCUGAGACCAGAGAAAAGUAUCUUGCCACUUAAGCAACAAGAAGAAGCUUCGUUUGAUAUCAGUAACUUCCUCAAAACGAACGCAGACACUUGCAGACAACCUCUGUCCCACGAUGUUUUCAAUUGUCCCAAACGAACGCGCCGCUACAUGUUUGACGUAACAAAAGGAAGAUGUGUUCGAUUUUGGGGAUGCAGGAAGCCCGGAAACAACUUUGACAAAAAGAGAACGUGCAAAGAGACGUGCAUCACGGCAUAUAAAGGCAAGUCGAGAAAAUCAAGACCAAGGAACGAAAACUGCUUACUUCCGGUCGAGAAUGUGCACGUGGUUUGCUUUGGAAAACUACGUCGGCGAUGGGUAUAUGACGUCAUUAAAAACAAGUGCGUGAAAAUCAAGGGAUGUCCGCGACCCGGAAACAACUUCCAAAAGCGACUGGAAUGCAAAUCUCAAUGCGUGCGCCGCAGGAAAGGGAAGAAACUUGGAUGAAUGAACUUUCCGCUGCAAGUCUGAAAUAGUACCCCUGUAAAGAAGGGCGUUUGCAUUACAAGUCUUUACAAUUCAGGAGUGUGCACCGGUAGACUCGAAUGAGCCCAGGUUCCCGUGAGUACUUACGAUGAUGACUUCCUUCAUCACCCCAUAAAUGCAGCAUUCAGUGUUAUCUAGAGGACACGGUUACAAGCGGCGGGUCCGCAUAUAACACGGAAUCUCUUGUAGGUUCUACGACUAAGACUAAAAUUAACCACAUCGAACUUAAUUCUUCAGUUUUCGUUCGAAUGAAGAGAUUGUUUUUUACAGCCAUGUUAUUUUUUAUGAUUCAUGUUUUCUAAGGUUUUUAAAAUGUUGACAAUAAAAUGUACAAUCUCCU